AUGUCUAAGGCUGGGAUCUUAACAGCAAAUAAAUACAAAAUAAAUUUAAAUCUUUGCUCUCUGACCUACAUCAGCCAGCCCUCUGAGUGGUCCUGCCUGUUGCGACACACAGCUUUUGGCAUCACCUUUGUCAUCUGCAUGUCGUGUGUACUGGGUAAAACUAUAGUGGUCUUAAUAGCCUUUAGGGCAACGCUCCCAGGAAGUAAUGUGAUGAAAUGGUUUGGGCCUGCACAGCAAAGACUCAGUUUUGUGGAUUUCACUUUCAUACAGGCUUUGAUUUCUUUACUUUGGCUGACAAUCAACCCUCCAUUUCCAUACAAAAACAGUCAAUAUUACAAAGACAAGAUUAUACUGGAGUGUGCCCUGGGAUCAUGGAUAGGGUUCUGGGCAGUGUUAGGAUACAUAGGCUUCCUGGCUAUGUUUUGUUUCAUACUUGCUUUUUUGGGCCAAAGGCUGCCUGAUAAUUUCAACGAGGCUAAGUUUAUCACAUUUAGCAUGCUGAUAUUCUGUGCAGUCUGGAUCACCUUCAUUCCAGCUUAUGUCAGCUCUCCUGGGAAAUUUUCUGUUGCUGUGGAGAUAUUUGCCAUUCUGGCAUCAAGUUAUGGAAUUCUAUGCUGUAUUUUUCUCCCCAAGUGCUACAUAAUUUUGCUAAAACCUGAGAAGAACACAAAGAAACAUUUGAUGGGUAAAGGCACCUCAAGAUCCCUUUGAAAUGUUUGCUUAAACAUAACAGAAUUUUAAAAUGUUUGUCCUUU
Molecule: messenger RNA, 755 nt
Organism: Melanotaenia boesemani (Boeseman's rainbowfish)
Lineage: Eukaryota; Metazoa; Chordata; Actinopteri; Atheriniformes; Melanotaeniidae
Product: vomeronasal type-2 receptor 26-like
Exons: 2
Coding region: 1-711 (236 amino acids)
Biological process (GO): G protein-coupled receptor signaling pathway
Cellular component (GO): membrane
Molecular function (GO): G protein-coupled receptor activity
Source: RefSeq, a predicted model, not a curated record